This is a messenger RNA of Branchiostoma belcheri (Belcher's lancelet), 1776 nucleotides long. RefSeq names its product HHIP-like protein 2. Lineage: Eukaryota; Metazoa; Chordata; Leptocardii; Amphioxiformes; Branchiostomatidae. The transcript is spliced from 7 exons. The record is from RefSeq and is a predicted model, not a curated record. Bases 227 to 1564 code for a protein of 445 amino acids.
AGGUGGAUGAUUCUACAGGUGGGCGGGGUGCAAAAGACGCUUGAACACAAUUGGCCCUGGUCGGACAUGUAUAUGGCAUGCACGCGUAACGCGUAGGUUCGUCCUUCCACGCCCAGAAGACCAGGUCCACCAUCAAGAACACGACACGUAUCCGGAAGUAGGUCGGCUUGACUACUAAACUUUUCAGUUUACAUACAGCGUACUACGAUUGUACCACAGCCCUACCAUGUACAUGAACGCUGUGUUGUUCUUGCUCGUGGCCUGUGCCCACGCCACGUUGGGAACUGAAAAGUGUUCUACAAGUGCGACUAGCACGACGCCAGGCUGCAUUUGUCUCCAAGAGGUGGUGGGCGGGUUGAAGAACCCACUGGCCAUGUUGCAGCCAGACGACGGAACGAAGAGGUUCUUCAUAGUCGAGCAGAUCGGGCUGAUUCGCGUGACCGACUCGAGCGGGCGGCUUCUGAACGAGCCUUUCCUGAACAUCACGUCCAAAGUGCUGACGUCUGACGCCUUCGGGGACGAGCGAGGCUUGCUCGGCGCGGUUCUGGACCCACAGUUCAAACAGAACGGGCGGUUCUAUGUGUACUACAGCUCCCGGCAAGGAGCGGGCAAUGUCGGGGGCGGGCACAGAUCCGUACUGGCGAGACUGCAGGUUUCGAGUGACAAGAACCAGGCCGACGCGAGUUCUGAGCGUGUGUUGCUGGAGAUCGCGCAGCCGGGAGAUCGGAACAACGGCGGGCAGCUGCUGUUCGGGGCGGACGGGUACCUGUACGUCAGUGUGGGGGACGGGGGAGCAGGCCCGCACACCGCAGGGAACACGUCUUCGCUCCUUGGGAAGAUUCUGCGCAUCAACGUGACCGGGGCAGACUCAUCAGGCCUGCCGUACAGCAUACCUCCUGACAACCCGUUUGUCGGACAGGCACGGCCGGAGGUGUUCGCGUAUGGCUUCAAGAACCCGUGGAGAUGUUCAGUUGACAAAGGAGACAAGCAAGGUGUGGGCCGCGGCCGUGUGUUCUGUGGGGAUGUGGGGAACUCCAGCUACGAGGAGAUCAGCAUCGUCAGGAAGGGCGGGAACCACGGCUGGCCGGACAGGGAGGGACACACGUGUCAGGACCCCAGCGGCUGUGACGACGAUCACGUCCCACCCAUCCAUGUGUACUCCCAUGAUGAGGGAAUAGCAGUGAUUGGAGGUCCUGUGUACCGGGGGUGUGGCAUACCCAGCCUCACGGGGAAGUACCUGUACGCUGACUUCACUGGCCAUGGAAAGUUGUUUUAUCUGAGAGAACUAUCAAACCGUUCGUGGACGAACGCAGCCCUGUGUGUUGGUGACAACAGUGUGUGCAAGACCAGCCAGCAGCAGGCCUGGGGACCUGGGAACUUCAUCCUCGGGUUUGGACUGGAUGUGUCAGGUGAGGCCUACCUGUUGACCAUGAACCCAUCAGUAUCUGCUGGGAAGGUGUUUAAGAUCGUGGACCCCAACUCUCCCGUCAGUGCUGCACCUGUGCUACAGAUGUCUGUCUUACUGCUGCUCACCAUGCUUCUUAUCAUGAAGAAUUUCAUCUAGGAAGGAAAAAGUUACCAGAAUGCUCAGUUUAGGUUUACUGGUAACAUUAUAGCAAGGACAUUAUACAGCUGUAUAAUGUCCUUGGUUAUAGCAAGGAAUGUGUUCUAAACUACAUGCACUGAGCUAAGAUAGAUAAUUUUGAUAGUUGCUACAGGAGCUUUGAAAAAGCAAAAGCAAUACAUGUAUUUGGAUGUUGAAUAUAUUGACUAGUA